Punica granatum (pomegranate) is the source of this 3099-nucleotide messenger RNA. The record is from RefSeq and is a predicted model, not a curated record. Lineage: Eukaryota; Viridiplantae; Streptophyta; Magnoliopsida; Myrtales; Lythraceae.
CUCUUUUCUAAGAAAAUCGAAUUUCAUCGUCUCCUCCAACGCUUCAGCCCACCAAAACCCCUCUUGCUCUCACGAAGACUUCACUCUCUCUCUCUCUCUCUCUCUCUCGCUGGCGACAUACUCCGAAGUUUUCUGAUAUUCCGGGUGUUUCGGAUGGAAAGCUAGCCAGUGGGUUUGUUCUUGCAGUUCUUGCUAACUGCCCAGAUGGAGAUAUUAAAAUCCCUUGUUCCCGACAGACUUAAGCAAAGAGUCACCAUAAGCACUUCCGGCGAUCUUCUCUCGUCGUCUUCUUCUCUCGUCGACUUCCUCCUUCCCUUGCAGGAGUUUCAGUUCGUCAUUGAGGACUUGGCGGAUCCCAGAAGGGCCCUGUGUGCUAAGAACAAGGAUGCUGCGGUGGAGUUGAAGCAGAAGGGCAACCGCUGCUAUUCUAGUGGAAGCUACUCUGUGGCCCUGAGUUACUACUCCAAGGCGCUACGGGUUGCUCCAUUGGAAGCGGAAGAUAAGGAAAAGGACUUGGUUUCUGUUUUAUACGUGAACAGGGCUGCUGUUCUGUACAAAUUAGAUCGUCCAGUGGAGUGUAAACGUGACUGUGAUCGAGCUCUUCGGAGUUCUCCGAGCUAUGCAAAGGCGUGGUAUUGGAGAGGAAAGGCAAAUGCUGCUUUGGAGGACUAUGGGAAUGCUGUUUCUGACUUGAAAAUCGCGAAUUUUAUGGAGACAUCAUCAGCUGGAAAGAAACAGAUUGAAAGUGAACUUUUGAUAGACUCCGAGAAGCUUACUGGGGGGCCUAGUUCACUCUGUUGUAAUAAUGAUGAUAUCUCGUUAAAUUUGGAUGAGAAGUGCGAAGUAGAACUCGAGUGUGUUGUCACACCAGAUAAAGGAAGGGGAAUGGUUUCAAAAGGAGAAGUACCUCCAUCCUCUCUGGUGCAUAUCGAGGAGCCUUAUGCAGCGGUCAUCUUGAAGCAAAGUCGGGAUUCCAAUUGUCACUAUUGCUUCGAUGAACUUCCAGCUGACCCCAUCCCAUGUACCUUGUGUUCAAUCCCGUUGUACUGCUCUGAGAAUUGUCAAGUAAAGGCUGGAGGAAGAAUAUUGAGAAAUCGCAAGGCAGCAAUUGGAAAUCAUGGGGACAUACCAAGGGACCUCAAAAUAUAUAUUGAAGAUGUUACCACAGAAAAGAUUAAUGAAAAAAAUCUCGGGCAGUUUCAAGAGCAUGAGCAUGAAUGUUCUGGGGCGAACUGGGCUGCAGUACUUCCACCCGAGUUAGUUUUGGCUGGUCGAAUCAUUGUAAAGGCCCUCCAAGAGAGAGGAGAUUUUCUAGACAAUCCAGAACCUAAACAGCCUUUGGAUGUUUGUUACAGUUACUCAGAAUUGCCUAUCGACACCAAAUUGGAAUCACAUAUAUACUCGAUCCUACUUUUGUGCUGUCUCCAGAGGUGCUGCAGCUUCGAGAUUCCAGUAAAUGCCGUCUCUGUCUCUCGGACCAUCAUCCUCUUUUCUCAAAUCAAGGUAAAUUCUAUGGCAGUUGUGCGAAUGAAGUCCUCUGAUUUCCAUUGCCUACAGGAUCCUUUUGGAAAAGAUUUAUCCUGCAUUGGUGUCAAUACCAGUUCGAUAGAACAGGUCAAGGUCGGUCAGGCUAUUUAUGCAAGGGGAAGUUUAUUCAAUCAUUCUUGCAAGCCGAACAUCCACAUUUACUUUCUCUCUCGCAAUCUCUACAUCCGAAGUACCGAGCAGGUCUCCAAAGGGCAUCCGCUGGAGCUCUCAUAUGGACCACAAACAGGGCAGCGGACAUGCCAAGACCGACUAAAGUUUCUCAAGGAGGAAUAUUCAUUCCAAUGUCGUUGCAGUGGUUGUUCGACUUUGAACUUAUCAGAUCUCGCUCUGAAUGCUUUCCACUGCACUGAUCCAGAUUGCAACGGGAUAGUGAUAGAAACCGAACAAGUUUACUCUGAAAGAAAUAAAAGUCAGCAUUCCGUUUACUCUGAAAGAAAUAAGAGUCAGCAUUCCGUGACUAUAAACCCAAAGAGCCUGGAGCCUUAUCUGGAGAUUGAAAACCUGAAUAAUCUCGACUUCGAGCCAAGAGGGGACGCACAACAGGAAAAUGUAGGAUACUGUCUGAAGUGCAGGUCCUACUGCGACUUACGUUCACCUCGUGCAGCAGCGGAUAAAGCUUGGGCCAAUAUCGGAAGGUUGCAAGACAAAGUAGCGGCAGGAGAAAUGUCUGGAAAUUUGCUUCACAGUGCGUCCGAGUCUCUCCAUCUACUAAGAUUGAGACUGCAUUCGUGCAACAAGCGAAUCGCAGAAGCCGAGGACAUCCUUGCGCAGGCAUUUUGUAUGAUUGGAGACUUUCAGUCUGCGUCGAACCAUUGCUGUGCUUCAAUCGAGAUUCUAGAGAAGCUCUAUGGUCCAGAUCAUAUCGCUAUUGGAUACGAACUGCUGAAGCUCCUGUCCAUAAAAAUGGGUUCAGGAUACCUCACUCAUCCAGAAAUCGCAGAUCGGCUCGGUAUGAUUUUCAACUCUUAUUACGGUCCUCAUGCGGAUAAACUGUUCCCUUAUUUACGAUCUCUGAGAAGAGAGAUUGGAAAAUCAGCAUCAUGAAUGAGAGAUUCCUAUCUGGAGCGGACGCAUCAAAAUAUUCUUAUACAUGAGGCCAAUCACAACAGUAUAUCCACAGUUCAAAGAGAAUCCUUCCAUGCCUAGUAUCACAAGAAUUUUCGAUGCCGAAGGGAGGGAAGACCUAUCAAUGGCAGACAUCCUACACAGCUGAUGAGGUGAGCUCGUGAGUUUCGGAUUCAAUCCUAUAUCGCUUUGUCUCCCAUAUUCCUAGAAGUAAUGCCCAUUUCUGCACUUUGUAAAUUUGGCAAGUUAGAUGAGCUUUGUGCUUGUCUUAGCUCCAUACGGCCUAAACUAGACCCUCGGAGGGCUAACAGCGAUAGCGAAGGUCCAUUCGGGAUGUCAAGGACUUGAUAGAACUGAUGGAACUGAUAGAACUUCCGGCAUUCCAUUGUAUGAUCCUUCCGAAAACAUGCCUUGAAGUGCUCUUUGCAUCUGCAGUGGCAUCCGAUGUAAUUUUAUCAGAAUUGAAGGAUGUUUUGUUACGAGAGA